Messenger RNA from Daldinia childiae, 1134 nucleotides. RefSeq names its product Alpha-ketoglutarate-dependent sulfonate dioxygenase. The transcript is spliced from 3 exons. Lineage: Eukaryota; Fungi; Ascomycota; Sordariomycetes; Xylariales; Hypoxylaceae. The record is from RefSeq and is a predicted model, not a curated record. The coding region runs from base 1 to 1134 and encodes 377 amino acids. Gene Ontology annotation, cellular component: cytoplasm. Gene Ontology annotation, molecular function: 2-oxoglutarate-dependent dioxygenase activity.
AUGGCUCCCUCUGCUACUGCCACCGUUACCGAGACUCCGGCUCUGCCGCAGCAUCUAAAGACGACUCGAUUCUUCGGUGCGUAUAAGGAGAUUGCUCCUUACAAGUACAAUAAGGAGGCCGAGGAGGGCAAGACAGGACUUAAGGCCGCAAAGUACCCCAACUACUUGCCAACAUGGAACCCCCAGCAAAAGUACGAGCCCCUAAAGCCCUUUGAGCACUACGAGCACGGCAAAGACGCCGACACCACAUACCCCGACCUUCUCCCUGAAAGCGCCAAUAUCGUCGACCUAACGCCCACCAUCGGAUCCGAGAUCCGCGGCGUCCAACUAAGUUCCCUAAGCGACGCCGGCAAGGACCAGCUCGCCCGCUACGUAGCCGAGAGGAAGGUCGUCGCAUUCCGCGGCCAGGACUUCGCCGACCUGUCCAUCGACAAGGCCCUCGAGUUCGGCGGCUACUUCGGCCGUCACCAUAUCCACCCGACCUCCGGCUCGCCCGAGGGUCACCCGGAGAUCCACCUCGUGCACCGCGGGGAGGGAGACAAGGGUUACGCCGAGUUCUUCGAGAAUACCGUUAGCUCGGUGGCCUGGCACUCGGACGUGUCGUACGAGCAGCAGCCGCCCGGAACGACGUUCCUUUACAUCCUCGACAAGCCUGAGACUGGUGGCGAUACCUUGUUCGUGAACGCCGUCGAGGCGUAUAACCGUUUGAGCCCGCUGUUCCAGGAGCGUCUGCACGGCUUGAAGGCCACUCACUCCGGAAUCGAGCAAGCCAAUGCUUCGAGCGCAAGGGGCGGAAUUAGAAGACGAGAGCCCGUUGUCAACGCGCAUCCUAUCGUCCGAACACACCCGGCGACUGGCGAGAAAGCGCUCUACGUGAACCCCCAAUUCACCCGCAACAUCGUCGGCCUCAAAAAGGAAGAAUCCGACGCGAUCCUCAAAUUCCUCUACGACCACCUAGCCUACGGCGCCGACUUCCAGGCGCGCGUCAAAUGGGAAGAGGGCACCGUCGUCGUCUGGGACAACCGCGUGACGCAGCACUCGGCGCUACACGACUGGAAGACCGGGCAGCGCAGGCAUUUGGCGCGUAUUACGCCGCAGGCGGAACAGCCGUUCCAGACGCCUUUUGAGUCGUGA